Adineta steineri is the source of this 1785-nucleotide messenger RNA. NCBI's taxonomy places the organism in Eukaryota, Metazoa, Rotifera, Eurotatoria, Adinetida, Adinetidae. The record is from the annotation of a GenBank genome assembly.
AUGUCUGUCGAACAAGAUUCAUUAUUUUGUAUAUUACCGCUUGAACUUAUUCACCUUAUUUUUCGUCACCUCGAUACACAAACAAUUGUUCAUUCAUUUCGUCUUGUAUGCAAACGAUUCCACAAUAUGGUUAAUAUGUACGAUGAAUUCGAUAUCAACUUUAAAUCUAUUUUAAAAUCUGAUUUUCAUUAUAUUUGUAAUAUUAUUCCACCUGAGAAUAUCAAGUUUCUGACACUUUCUGAUGACGAUGAAACACCUGGUCAAAUUGGAUGUUUUCUGUCGCGCUUUCGAAUCGAACAAUUUACUAAACUUCGCUCUUUGACUCUUCUCGAAAUUGAUGACCGUUACUUAAGUAUGGUUUUAAGAGAUGUUCAUAAAUUAGAAAUCAUUGAACUAAUCAUUGUUUCAAAAGAAGAAUUUACUAAAAACAAUACAAUUAUAGAUGAUCUGUCAUCCACUGUCUGUCUGCGUACUCUUCGAAAACUCACUUUAGAUAUUGUGGACAUUGAUAUAUCUGAAAUAGUGUGGCCUGUUGAAUGUACGAUACAACAUUUGGAGAUUCAUUGUGACACUUGCGAUGCAUAUUGUAACAUUCUUUAUCAUUUACCAAAUCUACGAACCUUAGUAGUAGAAAAAUUGUGUAUGGCUAAUAUGAAUGCCUCAAUGCCUGAACUAGCAAAUCCGACAUCAUUUCAUCAAUUAUCUUCAUUGACAUUCAAAUAUUGUACAAUUAAUAUGCUUAUGCUCGAACUCCUUCUUUCACAAACACCAGCACUAGAACAUCUUCGUCUCGUGCGAUGUGUCUAUAUACGUGAUUUUAUGUCGCAUCUAUCUCAAUGGCAAAACUUCAUCGAAACAAGAUUAGUGUUAUUGAGCAAAUUUGAAUUUUUUCUUACCGAAACCUUUCAGAUGGUCACUACUCCUGCUUAUAUUGAACAGUUGAUUGCUCCAUUUCGAACAACAUUCUGGACGGAAACUAAACGUUGGUUUGUCAUAUGUGAUUACGGCACGAAUUCACAACAUCUCAUGCUUUAUUCAUCAUCGAUGUAUGAUCCUCAAUUCCGAUAUAACCUCGAAUCAAAGCGAUUCUCGCGUUCAACAUCAGUACCAACAAUCAGUAACACAAUCAUCAUGGAUGGAAUACGCAACGUGUAUUUGAACUUAUCUCAAAAAAUGUUUUCAGUAACUUCAUUCCAGAAUAAUUUACCAAGUGCUCCAAUGUUUACUAAAGUUGAUUAUCUCAAAUUGAGUCUUAAUCAUAAUUGGCCAACAUAUUCACUUCGAGUUCUUUCAUCUCUCAUCAAUCUAUCAUAUUUAACUAAAAUAUCUAUAGAAACUGGCGAAGCAUCCGAUUACGAUCCGAAUCUAAUGAUUAAUAUUUGUUCAUUGCUGAAACUAACACCGAAUGUUCACUCACUCAAAAUGACGCGUGGUAUGAGCACACGUGAUCGAGAUAUAAAAACAUUUUCACUAAUUCUUGAUCAUAUAAGACAUUUGACAGUUUCCGUAUCCACGGUGACUCAAAUGAGUAAGGCCAUUCAAAACGUUGGAUAUCGUUCAAGCAUCAAAUUAUACAUGAAUACUUCCGAUGAUCCUUCUGUUGCUAUCCAACGGUUCCAACAUGAAAAUGAAUAUUAUAGCUAUCGAUUAAAAAGUGGUUCUUUAUCUAUAUGGCUCGACAAAAAUGCAUAUAUUGCGAAACAGGCAGCUAAUCAAAACAAUAUCGAACAAACUGACCAAGAUUUAGAAACAUUUUCAACUUUUUUCAUACCUAAUACUAAAUAA